UGGCCAGCUGUGGUCAGUAAAAGUUCAAAAGUGAUGGACUGUGUGAUAGAGAAGUGAAAAAAAAUAGAGGCCUCUGCAAUGCAACUUGGAGCCAGGGGAAAUCCCGGUUUUCAUCAGGGGUUGUCCCAUAAAUCAUAAGGGUCAGCUGGAGAGAGGCCAAGGCUGCGAGUUCAUCUUGAAUUCUUUCUGAAUCUCACGGAAAGACCCACCAUGCCAGCCGAAGACCCUCGAGCAGAUACAGGCCGAUGGGCCAACGUCAGUUACCGCGUCCGGCAGCCCAACGACGAGUCAGAGCCCACCCCCAGGAGGAAGAAACGGAACUGGUUCCGCAAAUGUUGCAGCUGCUGUUCGGGUCAGUCGGACGCCGGCGAUUGGGGUCCGGCCCCUGGAGAGGUGCCCGGGGCUCGGCGAACAGAUGCCGUCAUUCGCGAGGGCAUGCUGGUGCUCAGUGGGAUUGACCUGAUGUGCAGCCCGUCCAGCAGCAACCGGCGCUCCCACCACACAAAUGAGUACGAAUACGAGAACCUCAUCAUCCGGCGCGGGCAGCCCUUCGACAUGAAGCUCCAGUUCCGGCAGCCCUACGACCCCGAUGACCACCGCAUCUGCCUCGAGUUCCUCGUCGGUCCCAACCCACAGGUCGCCAAGAAGACCCACAUUUUGGUGCCCCUGGGGAGCCCUCUCUCAGACUUGAGCUGGUCAGCGGAGUUGAGAGACACCGGCACCAACACUAUGACCAUCCGGGUCAACACCUCGCCCGAAGCGGUGAUUGGGAAGUACCAGUUCAGCGUCAAGACGCGGAGCAAAGCGGGCGAGUACCAGGCGCCGUUUGAUCCUCGCUAUGAGAUCUACAUCCUCUUCAACCCCUGGUGCCCUGAUGAUCCUGUUUACCUGGACAAGACCAGUUCGCUAGAUGAAUAUGUACUGAACGAAUCUGGAAGGAUCUACUAUGGGACAGAAACUCAGAUCGGGGAACGAACGUGGAAUUACGCCCAGUUUGACCACGGUAUAUUAGAUGCCUGUCUCUUCAUGCUGGACCAGCGUGGGAUGCCUCAUGCCAGUCGCGGAGACCCCAUCAUGGUCUCCCGCGUUGUCUCUGCCAUGGUGAACUCUUUGGACGACAAUGGGGUGCUGGUCGGGAACUGGAAUGGAGAUUACUCCCGGGGCACCAACCCUUCGGCCUGGGUGGGCAGCCGAGACAUCCUCCUCAAGUAUCUCAAGACCGGCUACCCUGUCCUCUACGGGCAGUGUUGGGUCUUUGCUGGCGUUGUGACCACAGUGCUGCGGUGCUUGGGCAUUGCCACGCGGACAGUCACCAACUACAAUUCGGCCCAUGACACGGACGUCAGCCUCACCAUGGACAUCUACUUUGACGAGAACAUGAAGCCCCUGGAGCACCUCAAUGCGGACUCUGUCUGGAAUUUCCACGUUUGGAACGACUGCUGGAUGAAGCGGCCUGAUCUUCCUUCGGGAUUUGAUGGCUGGCAAGUGGUGGACGCCACUCCCCAAGAAUCUAGUAGUGGUAUCUUCUGUUGUGGACCCUGCUCUGUUGAGGCCAUCAAAAACGGGUUGGUCUACAUGAAAUACGAUGCCUCCUUCUGUUUUGCUGAGGUGAACAGCGACAAGGUCUACUGGCAGCGCCAGUCAGAUGGGAGUUUCAAGAUCGUCUACGUGGAGGAGAAAGCCAUCGGCCACUUGAUCAGCACCAAAUCGGUGGGCUCCAACCAGCGUCAGGACAUCACUGCCAUCUACAAACACCCAGAAGGCAGCCCAGAAGAGCGCAAAGCGGUAGAAACUGCCGCCAAGCACGGCACCAAGGCCCACAUCUACGCCGAAAAGGAAUUGGGACAGGAUAUCUCGGUGACCGUGGACACCGACGAGGCCUACACCGGCCAGGACGUCUCCUUGCGGGUCACCCUGAAGAACCGAAGCUCCAUGCCGCGCAACGUCUCGCUCAACCUCUUUGUGGCCGUCAUGUACUACACGGGUGUCACGGGCAAGCGCUUCAAGGAGGAACGUCGGCAAGUCCAGGUGCCGGCAGGUGGAAAUCAGGAUGUCCCGAUGGUGAUCUCUUACCCAGAGUACAAGAAACACCUGGUAGACCAAGGAGCCAUGAAGCUGAGCAUCUCUGGAAAAGUGGCCGAGACUGGACAGGUCAUCGCCAAAGAGCAUACCUUCCGCCUCCGCACACCGGACCUCACCCUCACGCUGCUGGGCCCAGCAAUCAUUGGAUGUGAGACCCAAGUCCAGAUUGUCUUCAAGAACCCGUUGGGCGUGACGCUCACCAAUGCCAUCUUCCACAUGGAGGGGUCGGGGCUUUCCACCCCCAACACAAUGACCGUGGGGAAUAUCGGACCCCACCAGACAGUGACGCUGCGACAGACCUUCACCCCGCUCCGCGCCGGCCAGCGCCAACUGGUUGCCAGUCUGGACAGCCCACAGCUCUCCCAGGUCCACGGGGUGCUGACCGUCAAUGUCACGCAGGGCCCUCCGCCCGGACCGUCAGCCUCCCCGGCAUCCAACCGAGGUUCUCCCGCCCGACGCCGGGGCUCUCCAGCCGUGUCCAGAGCCUCACCCGCUCCAACUAGGGCUUCCCCUGCUCCGGCCCGGGGCUCUCCUGCCAAUAACCGCGGGUCACCAGCCGCUCGGAGAACCGGACGGACAGGGCGACCGGUCUGAGCCCCAUCUUAGUGAUCAUGUACUGUGCAAUUAACAUGAUGCCAUCAAUAAGGGGAGGUUAGGGGGAAAUGGAGGGGGCAGUAAAAGAGGGCUGUGUGGGGAAGAUGCCGACGCAGCAGUAGAGACGAGGGUCCCAAAAAUACACUCCGUCCAUUCAUUCCACCGGCGUGGUCACUCCAUCUGUUCUCUGCUGUCUUCCAUGAUCUUGGCUCUUCUCACCUCAUAUUUUUCCUGUAUUUUAUCUAUUAUUAUCUAACAAUACCAGAGACAUUGACCCACAAUGAUAGCAACAGGAGCAAGAAACUUUAUAGUUAUAUUGACUCAAAUCUCUUGAGUGACUGCCCAUUCGUCACUCCAACUAUUCUCUGCCUUCUUCCAUGAUUUCUCUGCUUCACUCAUUUUUUCUACAAUGGUUUCCCACAAUAGAUGUUUUAUCUGCUAUGGUCUACAUUUUACAUGCUAUGAUCUCUCGGCACCUUUUUCUGUAUCCAGCUGUUCCAUCCGUCCCUCUUUGGCCGCCUUAUCUGUCCGCACACAAAUCACGCUACUUGCCACUCCUUCGUUCUCAAUGCCCUCUGCACCAUUUCCCCACAUUGACAGGAUUUUGCAUCUUCUGUAUCUUCACUGCCAAGAGUUAUAUCCCUUUGGUUGCCAAUGACUCCAUAGUUCAAUGCUAUUUGCUUCACUGUGAUGUUUUGUUUUUGACUCUGAGCCUCAUUUGAACAUAUUUUUUGCCUCUACUGAUGGUGAAUGAAAUUCAGAAAUCUCCUAGGAAAAAGGUCUUGUUUACCUUUUUAAAGUCUUUAAAACUUUUUUCCUUGGGGGUGUCUACACUGUAGGACUAUUGCGGUUCGAAAGCACUAAUUGCCAUGACUCAAUUACUAUGGGAUCCUGGGACUUUCUUUUCUUUGGAAAAGAAAGCCAAAGAUUUUGUAAAACUCCAAUUUUUAUGAUUCCACCGCUUUGAGCCAUGGGAGUUAAAGUGGUAUCAAACUGCAUUAAUUCUCCAGUGUAGAUGCGCCUGUUCUCUCCAAGGGCCCUUUCACACUACCCACUUAUAUCACUAUGAUUCCACUUUAAUUAAUGUGGAUGCAUCUUAUAGAAUUCUGGGAGAUGUUCAGAGUUCUCGUGCCAACGCAAACUACAAAUCCCAGUAUUCCAUAGCAUGUACCCAUAGGAAUUAAAGUGGAACCAUAGUGCUGUAAUUGGCCAGUAUGAACAGGUCAACAGGCUUGAAAUUUUUUUGCCACUUUGAUCACCAAGGACGCUGGACUUAUUCUUGUUAUUAUUUGCCACUUUCUUUUCUCCUCCCUUGGCAUGUAAUUUGGCAAAAUUAAUAUUGUGUAAAGGUGUAUUUCAGGGAAUUGUCCUGAAACAAAAAAUGUUGUUAAAGUGGGGGAGGAAACUGCUUAAGGAAGACUAAUACCACUGCAAAGAUAGGAAAAAAAUAUUUUUUUACAUAUUGUUUUACAAUGCUGAAAAUGCACCACACACUUCUUUGACUAGCACUGAAACUGAAUUGAUUGAUUAUUAUUUUUAAAUGGACCAAAUUGAGCCAAAAAGCGGUGUGGGAGGCAUCCUCGUCACCAGCCAAAAGGGAACAGCAAGAGAACAGGCUGCUUUUGAAACAAAUGUGGAACAUGAACGAAGCCAAAUAACUCCUGUGAUUUUGUUUUUGUUUUUCCGCACUAAUGAAAGUAUUUAUUUGAAAAUAAAAUUGUUUUUAACUCAAAAA
Molecule: messenger RNA, 4411 nt
Organism: Anolis carolinensis (green anole)
Lineage: Eukaryota; Metazoa; Chordata; Lepidosauria; Squamata; Anolidae
Gene: tgm1
Product: transglutaminase 1
Exons: 15
Coding region: 211-2676 (821 amino acids)
Biological process (GO): peptide cross-linking
Molecular function (GO): protein-glutamine gamma-glutamyltransferase activity
Source: RefSeq, a predicted model, not a curated record